CUCAAGUUAACAUUUCAGUUGAAUCGGAGCGCGCGAGCAUGAGCAUCAUCCAGAGAGAGGGCACCGCGGCUCCAAUCUUAAUUUAAGUUGUUAAUUUUCGCGCUCUGUGUCUGUGCUAAAUGACCUUAAGUGAUUCUCGACCUACCUGUACGUAGAAACCCACGAGCUGAGUAAUUCCAGUAGUAACGCGAUCAGUCUCUGGAACGGCGGAGUAUUCUAGUACCUAAUACAUAUACAUAUGUAUCCCUGGAGUGCAAUAAUUUGAGCCGAUGAAAAUCUAUGAAAUGUUUAUAAGUGUUGUUGUCUAUUGGGGAGAAUCAUCGGGUAUCUAUGUGUAAUUCCAACGGUCACGAUUUAUUGACAUGAGCAGUUUACUUAGCAAGUGAAUGAGAGAAGCAAGAGCGAGCUUUCCCACACAAAGAAAUCAAACAGAAAGCUUUGGGCGAACAGCUGUUCCAGUGUACGAACUAAGCUUUGGGGUUUAUUGCUCUCUGAGCAUGUGACAGCCGCCACUGGCUGCACUUUCCAGCCGGAGAGAUAUUUCUCUAUCUCUCCACCACCGCCACCCCCACCCAUCAAAGGUAGCUCCAAUUUUUAUCAGCACGAAGUACGAGUCACACAGAUAAGGAGAAGCCGGCGGGUGUUAAGUCAUUUUCAAAAAUUAUCGCUUCGUUACUUUGCGCAAUCGAAUGGGAAGGGAGAACGCGACGCGUAAUGCAGUGCGUAGUCGAGUCGAACCCCCCUCCGAGCAACAAUCAUGAAUAAGCUACGAUCCCUGCUGCCGGGCCAACAGACGCCCUCACAGGCCUCCUCCCGCCACUCGGUGGCACUAGAGCCGGAGAUUGGCUUUCAGAUCACCAUCGACACCGCUGGCGGCGAGAGUGCUACCAAGAACACAGCGUCAGUGCCAGAACUCAAUGUCCAUCUCAUAGCCGCCCGACAUCUUCCCUCCCUGUUCGGGUUCAAGAUCGUUCAGGGGUAUUUGAUAAAGGUGAAGUUAUUUCCCGGAACGAAGCGCUUGGACAGCAGCAUUCAAACCAACACGUGGCCAAAGUUCAAUGAAAACUUCAAGUUUCCACUGGUUCCAGACAUUAAAUCUUCACUGAAACAUGGCUCCGCACGGGACAUGCUGUCCCGCCGUUCCACCAAUAACCACCAGCAGACAAGCCAAACGAUUCACGUCCCAGAGCCAGACGAACUUUUUGCCGGCCAAUUUGUGGUCUUCACCGUGUACGCUCUCCUGGAACUACCUGCCGCAAGUUUUAAUCGCUUUAACAAGACAUACCGCUCGCUGAAGGAAAGGAGCUCCAAUUUUGUGCAGCGCUUGGUUGACUCAUCGCCGGGUACUCCCAACGAAUCAAAGCCCGAAGCUCUCGGCAAGCCGAACGACGGAAAGACGAAGAAAAAAUCGGAGAACCCAAGGGAUGCCAUGCCACCGUUGACCAUCAGCGAGUCCCGGAGGAACAUAGGUUCCGUCACUUGCUACCUGGAGCCCAAACUUUUUAAGCGGAAUGCACGAACUGGGUGCUAUUCCUCGGAAGAGCUAUGGCUUCCCAUCAAAGAUAUAACGACGACGGUCUCCAAAACAACGUCCAGCAGCAACAACAACAAUAACACUCUUAAUAACUCUCCCAAAGGCGUUGUCGAGCUGGCCCUUGAGGUGCGCGAUCUCGGCGAGGGGGAGCCAACAGAAGGCGGCGGCAUUCCCGAGACGACUCCGACGCCAACUCCUGCACCAGGACCUGCAUCGAACAAUUGGCAACGAAUGACCGCCGAGGUGAAGCGGAAGAUGGGCAUGAGCAAUGCCAGCCAUAUCGAGUCCGGCAGAUACGUUCUGCGCGUGACGACCACGCGCAUGCGCUGCUCCAACAAAGUCAAGGAUGAGCUGGAGGCCACGGCCAGUGCUGGAGUCUACGUGAAGACCACUGCCUUUGAGCAUGGCAUCUACAUAGAUGCCUGGAAGUCGCCCAACUUCUUCCCGUCGCUCUCUACCAAAUGGGACGAUGGUACGGACGCCAAUGAGGGAACAAUAACCAUCCCGCUCCGCAGUCUGGAGCAGCUGGACAACAUUGUCGUACGGGUAACGCUGGCCACCAAGAAGAUGGGCAAGAAACUGGUUCUGGGCACAGUUCUGAUCGGGGGCGAUCGUGCUGGGGACACGGGCUCGGAGCAGAUGCGUCUUAUCCGGGAGACUCCACCCGGCGAGCGGGUGGCUGCAUGGCACUGCUAUCAAUAGUGACGCUCCAGCUACAGCUCCAGCUCCAGCCC
This is a messenger RNA of Drosophila pseudoobscura, 2268 nucleotides long. RefSeq lists its product as uncharacterized. The transcript has 6 exons. Bases 758 to 2236 code for a protein of 492 amino acids. The record is from RefSeq and is a predicted model, not a curated record. NCBI's taxonomy places the organism in Eukaryota, Metazoa, Arthropoda, Insecta, Diptera, Drosophilidae.